AUGGGUAGCUUUCAAUCUAAAACCCAAUCGAACAGUAUGGCAAAGAAGGACUUCCUUAAAGUAGAUGGCGAGAAAAUCACCCUUCGAGGGGAAGAAGUGAUUUUGAAAGGUACCGCUAUAGGAGGAUGGAUGAAUAUGGAGAAUUUCAUCACUGGAUAUACGGGACAUGAACAUCAAGUCCGAGCUGCAUUGAAAGAUGUUCUAGGUGAUGAGAAAUACGAAUAUUUCUUUGAAAAGUUCCUCGAGUACUUUUUCGGCGAAGAUGAUGCUAAAUUCUUCGCUUCAUUGGGAAUGAACUGUAUCAGAAUCCCUGUGAAUUACCAUCAUUUUGAGGAUGAUAUGAAUCCAAGAGUAUUCAAGAAAGAAGGACUGAGACAUCUGGACAGAGUCGUUGAUAUUUGUGCUAAAUAUGGUAUAUAUACUAUUAUCGACUUACACGCUGCUCCAGGAGGUCAAAAUUUCGAUUGGCAUUCUGAUAAUCCGACUCAUAAAGCUCUAUUUUACGAUCAUAAAGAUUUCCAAGACCGUACAAUCAUUAUUUGGGAACAUUUAGCUCGACACUACAAGAAUAACACCUGGGUUGCGGGAUAUAACCCUUUGAAUGAACCUACGGAUGAGAAACAUGUUCGUCUAGUCGCGUUUUACGAUAGGAUUGAAAAAGCUAUCAGAGCCAUCGACGACGAUCACAUUUUGUUCCUUGACACAUUUGCAGCUGAUUUUAGUCAUUUCGGCGAACCUCUUCCCAACUGUGUGUAUGCAUGCCACGAUUAUUCAAACUAUGGAUUCCCAAGUGCACCUGAACCAUUCACUGGUACGAAAAAGCAAAUAGAAACACACAAAGAAGCCUUCAAGAGGAAGACAGAGUACAUGAGGACAAACAAAGGUCCAGUAUGGGUUGGUGAAUUUGGUCCAGUAUAUCAAAAUGCUUCUGAUGGUAAAGCGGACUGGGAAAAGAUCAAUGAUACUCGGUUCGAUGUCUUGAGUUUACAACUUGAUAUAUAUGACAAAGCUCGAGCAAGCUGGACUAUCUGGUUGUAUAAAGAUGUCGGAUUCCAAGGAAUGGUAUACGCUGGUGAAGAAACUGCAUAUGUCAAGCUCUUAUCGGAGUUUUUACACAAGAAGAAGCACCUUGCAGCCGACAAAUGGGGUGCGGAUGAUACUGAUGUCAAGGGUCUGUUCAAACCUGCUGUAGAAUGGUUAGAAGCCAACGCACCUACGAUUAAAGAACGGUAUCCUGCUAAAGGAGGAGUCAACGAUUCGUGGAAUGCGACAGGGCAUCUAUCAAGAUUGGUCAGGAAUAUAUUGUUGAGCGAAGAAAUGGUCAAAGAGUUUGCAGAGUAUUUCAGGGGUAAAAGUACGAAAGAAUUGGAUGAAUUAGCUAAGAGUUUCCAUUUCAGCAAUUGCACUCAACGUACCAGAUUGAACAAGAUCCUUACCGACGACUCGAAGCGAGGGAUUGGCCAGUCGAGCGAAUCCGACGAAAAGUCUUAA
Molecule: messenger RNA, 1491 nt
Organism: Kwoniella shivajii
Lineage: Eukaryota; Fungi; Basidiomycota; Tremellomycetes; Tremellales; Cryptococcaceae
Exons: 17
Coding region: 1-1491 (496 amino acids)
Biological process (GO): glucan catabolic process
Cellular component (GO): extracellular region; cell surface
Molecular function (GO): beta-glucosidase activity
Source: RefSeq, a predicted model, not a curated record